This is a messenger RNA of Papilio machaon (common yellow swallowtail), 1476 nucleotides long. RefSeq names its product GDP-mannose 4,6 dehydratase (gene Gmd). NCBI's taxonomy places the organism in Eukaryota, Metazoa, Arthropoda, Insecta, Lepidoptera, Papilionidae. Gene Ontology annotation, biological process: GDP-mannose metabolic process. Gene Ontology annotation, molecular function: GDP-mannose 4,6-dehydratase activity. The transcript is spliced from 6 exons. The record is from RefSeq and is a predicted model, not a curated record. Bases 267 to 1352 code for a protein of 361 amino acids.
GUUCAUUUCAAUUCAUUGUUGCUUUAAAUUAAAUGAAAUUGUAAAUUGAUAUGAAAAUUUUCUAAUAAACAUUACUGUAUUCGUCAUUGGUUUUACGCGAAGUAAAUUUAACACCUUUGUAUUAUAAUUUGAAGUGUAGUUCAAACAAGUAGUUAAUUUGGUGAUAAGCUUAUCAAUGUAUUACCGGCUUUUCCGGCGCGAGACGUGGUUUUAUUGGGUUUGAGAAUUUAAAAAAAUAUUUAUUAUUUAUCCAAAAACGAAAUACUAUGUCGGGCGAAAGUUCCAAUUCUAAUGGUGAUAGAAAAAUAGCACUAAUUACAGGAAUAACAGGACAGGAUGGUUCCUAUUUAGCUGAAUUUUUAAUUGAAAAAGGAUAUGAAGUGCAUGGGAUAUUAAGGCGUUCUUCAUCAUUUAACACUGGCCGCAUACAGCAUUUGUAUGGUCAGCCAGCAUGUCAUACUGGUGGGAAGAUGCACCUACAUUAUGGUGACCUUACUGACACUACCUGCCUAAUUAGCAUUAUAUCUAAGACACGUCCGAAGGAAAUUUACAAUCUGGGAGCUCAAUCACACGUCAAAGUAUCGUUUGAACUGAGCGAGUAUACAGCACAAGUGGAUGCACUUGGUACUUUAAGGUUGUUAGAGGCGGUCCGCGUGGUCGGCUUAGAGAAAGAGACCAAGAUUUAUCAAGCUUCGACAUCUGAACUGUACGGGAAGGUCGUUGAAGUGCCUCAGAAUGAGAAAACUCCGUUCUAUCCAAGGUCACCGUAUGCAUGUGCGAAGCUCUACGGCUAUUGGAUAGUAGUGAACUACCGCGAGGCGUACGGCAUGUUCGCCUGCAACGGUGUCCUCUUCAACCAUGAGAGUCCACGGCGAGGCGAGAACUUUGUGACCAGAAAGAUAACACGAGGCGUCGCUAAGAUCACACUAGGUCUUAUGUCCUGUUUGGAAUUAGGUAACUUGGAUAGUAAACGCGAUUGGGGACACGCGAAGGAUUAUGUAGAGGCGAUGUGGCUGAUGCUGCAACAAGAUCAGCCUGAAGACUUCGUGGUAGCGACAGGGGAGGCGCACAGCGUACGUGAGUUUGUUGAAGCUGCGUUUGCGCACGUUGGUCGCGCGGUGCAGUGGCGGGGGGAGGGCGUACACGAGACAGGACACGACGCAAACACCGGGGAUAUACUCGUUAGGGUCAACCCGAAGUACUUCAGGCCUACUGAAGUUGAUCUUCUGCUGGGAGAUUCGAGUAAAGCUAAAGAGAAGUUAGGUUGGUCUCCCAAGGUGACCUUCCAGCAGCUCGUUAAGGACAUGAUGGACGCAGACCUGGAGCUGAUGAAGAAGAAUCCGGAAGCUUAAUGUAUGGAUUGUAGAAGAUUUAAUUUAUAGAAGUCAGCACUUAAGUUGGCACGUCGAACGGUGUAGAACUAAGUAUACCGACGUGCCAAAUUAAAUCCUGAGUACUAUAAAAAAAGUAUUACUG